UACGAAGAAAAUAUUUAAAGUAUUUAUAUCUUUGCCAUGAUGCUGCGCUUAUUUGUCAUUGUCGUCAGUUUGCUGGUCAAUGUUGUGCGCGUAAUUCCGGCAUACGAGGUGCCAACUGCGAAAAUCGAUGUCUUCUACCCUAAAGGAUUUGAGGUGUCCAUACCGCACGAAGAUGGUAUUACACUAUUCGCCUUCCACGGCAAGCUUAACGAAGAAAUGGAGGGUUUGGAGGCUGGCACUUGGGCCAGAGAUAUUACAAAAGCGAAAAAUGGUCGUUGGACUUUCCGUGAUCGUACCACAAAAUUAAAAUUUGGCGAUACGCUUUAUUACUGGACCUAUGUGAUUUAUAAUGGGUUGGGUUAUCGUGAAGAUGAUGGCGUAUUUGUAGUCAAAGAAUAUGCGAAUCAAACUGUUGUAGGCGGCGGAACUAUGCCUAGUGGCGACGGUAGCAUUGGUGGCGGCAAUGGUGGCACUGGUGAAAUUGAUGUGCGCAUAGAAAACUGCCACCCGACGCUAUCUUACAAAAAUGGCUUGCCACAACGUUGUUCCCAACAAUUACUUUUCGAUGAUGACUUUACCGGCUCACGUUUGAACAAGGAUCGUUGGACAGUCGAACAGCGUUUCUCCACAGCGCCAGACUACGAAUAUGUGUUGUAUUUGGACAAUGUACCUGAUGUGUUGCAAGUGAAGAAUGGCAUGGUCACCAUACAUCCGAAACAGACCAAGCGUCACUUUAAUCAAUAUGAUCGGCCAUUGCAUACUCAACACGAUUUAGGUGUACGUUGCACCGGGCGGCCCAAUACUGACGAAUGUGUGCGCGAUGGCGCUGCACAACACUACAUCACCAUACCGCCGUUUAUUUCUGCACAAUUCUCCACAAAGGAUCAUUUCACCUUCAAAUAUGGACGCGUGGAAAUACGCGCCAAGUUGCCGCGCGCUAACUGGGUCUUCCCACAGCUAUGGUUACAGCCAAAAGACAACAAAUAUGGCAGCGACAAUUAUCAGUCGGGUCAAAUGCGCAUCGCUUUCACUUGCAUCAAUGACACGCAAAUGCAUCUUUUCGGCGGAGUGGUUGUGAAUGCGAAGCGGCCCUGGCGUAUGGACAAAAUGUGCGCAUUCCCGAAUGAAGAAGCACUCGAUUUAGGCAAUGAGUUUCAUACUUACACAUUGCUUUGGACUGAAAAGGAAAUUUCAGUGUCUGUAGAUGGCAAAACAUAUUGUACUUUCAAUCCAAAGAACACAGAUGAGGCGUUGGCAAAUUUAAGAGUAGAUGACCAAGAGCUACCGAAUAGCGGCUUACUCAAGUCAGGCACUAAGCUGGCGCCUUUUGAUCAGGAAUUCUACAUUACACUGGGCUAUGGCAUUGGUGGCGUGAAUGACUUUGAAGAUAGUUUGUAUGGCUGGGAGCCGGAGAAACCUUGGCAAAAUACAAGCCCGCGUGGCAUGGGCUCGUUGUUGAAGAAGGUGGAGCGUGACUUCGACAAUUGGUUGGAGAAUGGCGAUUUGCGCAUCGAUUAUGUAAAAGUCUAUGCGAUUUAGAAUUGCACGAACACAUUUAGUGUAGUAAGUGAAAUGUGAAAUUUUUGUAUUGUGUAAAACCCAGUAUAUGUACGUAUAUUUUUCCCGAUAAUCAAAGUUUGCGAUCUUGAAUAAAUGUUCUGCGGAAAAAUAAUAAAACAUA
Molecule: messenger RNA, 1681 nt
Organism: Anastrepha obliqua
Lineage: Eukaryota; Metazoa; Arthropoda; Insecta; Diptera; Tephritidae
Gene: GNBP3
Product: gram-negative bacteria-binding protein 3
Exons: 1
Coding region: 37-1539 (500 amino acids)
Biological process (GO): carbohydrate metabolic process
Molecular function (GO): hydrolase activity, hydrolyzing O-glycosyl compounds; carbohydrate binding
Source: RefSeq, a predicted model, not a curated record